AAGGACUAUAAAAAGGUCGAAAAGCGACUCUGAAAAAGCAUACACUUCACUCUCCCGUCUAUAACGACAGGUCACCUAAUACCAACAUCCACACAAAACAAACAAACAUCUUCUAUUCAGCUUCUUUGAAAGUCAAUAGUAAAGAUGAAGUUCUACUCCGCAAUCUUCGCCAUCAUCGCCCUCUUCUCCGCGGCAGAAGCCUGCAAGUGCUGGAACUCGUACGGAAGAGCCGUCUCGGAGUACACGCACGCCUGCUGCACCUACACGGGCGGCUUCUUCAGCGACCACAACUGCGACGGCGACAUCUUUGAUAAGCUCGACGUGUUUCGAACGUGCUGCGAGAACUUGGGCACUGAAUCGGAUUGUGAUUGUCCGGAUUGUCCGGAGGAGGAUGCGAGGCGGAAGGCUAUUGGUCUUGCGCCGAUGACGGAUGCUGAGAGGCAUGAGUUUGCGGUGAAGAAGAGUGAGGGGAAGACUGAGAAGCAACGGAGUGUGCCGUUUAUUGGAUAGUUAAGGACAUUAUGCUUGAAUUGGGCUUGUUGGACCUUGAGGGCUUGUUGAGGCAUCCGGGAAGUGGAAUUGGUAUUGUUUGCUGUUAAGUGAUUUUGGAAGCAUGUUGGGAGGAAAAGG
Molecule: messenger RNA, 630 nt
Organism: Trichoderma harzianum CBS 226.95
Lineage: Eukaryota; Fungi; Ascomycota; Sordariomycetes; Hypocreales; Hypocreaceae
Exons: 1
Coding region: 145-510 (121 amino acids)
Source: RefSeq, a predicted model, not a curated record